This is a messenger RNA of Colossoma macropomum (tambaqui), 2659 nucleotides long. Its product is annotated as poly(rC)-binding protein 2-like. Gene Ontology annotation, biological process: regulation of RNA metabolic process; regulation of gene expression. The record is from RefSeq and is a predicted model, not a curated record. Bases 271 to 1530 code for a protein of 419 amino acids. Gene Ontology annotation, molecular function: single-stranded DNA binding; mRNA binding. Gene Ontology annotation, cellular component: cytoplasm; nucleus; nucleoplasm. NCBI's taxonomy places the organism in Eukaryota, Metazoa, Chordata, Actinopteri, Characiformes, Serrasalmidae. The transcript is spliced from 13 exons.
UUGGGUGAAAGGUAAAAGUUCAGAGUGUGACGCUUGUUGCCGUGUCGGAUUGGAGCUAGAUCGCCCACACACACAUCUUUUCCCCCUUUCCCGAAUCCUUUGUACCCACCCCACCCCCGCGUCCAUACCCUUCCCGAAGGUCCAGCUUUUGUGACCAAAAAAAACCCUUGCUUACCACCUUCAAGUUACUCUUCAUUCAAGCUGUCAUUAUGGACUCCAGUGUGAUAGAAGGAGGGCUCAAUGUCACCCUGACCAUCAGACUACUCAUGCAUGGAAGUUGGAAGCAUAAUCGGCAAGAAAGGUGAAUCUGUGAAGAAAAUGAGAGAUGAGAGUGGUGCACGGAUCAACAUUUCAGAAGGCAACUGUCCAGAGAGAAUCAUCACCCUUGCAGGCCCAACCACUGCCAUCUUUAAAGCAUUUUCAAUGAUAAUUGAUAAACUAGAGGAGGACAUCAGUAGCUUUAUGAACAACAGUACAGCCACCAGCAAACCCCCUGUGACCCUGCGUAUUGUUGUGCCAGCAAGUCAGUGUGGGUCCCUCAUUGGGAAAGGUGGCUGCAAGAUUAAAGAAAUACGAGAGUCAACUGGUGCCCAAGUGCAGGUUGCAGGAGAUAUGCUGCCAAACUCCACAGAGCGCGCCAUAACCAUUGCUGGCACCCCACAGUCCGUCAUUGAGUGUGUAAAGCAGAUCUGUGUAGUAAUGCUUGAGUCUCCUCCAAAAGGUGUGACCAUCCCAUACAGGCCCAAGCCAUCUGGUUCCCCUGUGAUCUUCGCUGGAGGACAGGCAUAUGCCAUUCAAGGACAGCAUGUGAUCCCCCAACCUGAUCUUACCAAACUUCACCAGCUAGCUAUGCAGCAGAGUCCUCUCCAGCUGACACCUAGCAACAAAGGUUUUACAGCUGCACUAGAUGCCUCUGACCAGACGGGUUCCCAUGAGAUGACCAUUCCAAAUGAUUUAAUUGGAUGUAUCAUUGGCCGGCAAGGAACGAAGAUAAAUGAGAUCAGGCAGAUGUCGGGAGCUCAGAUUAAGAUCACUAAUCCUGUGGAGGGAUCUUCUGACCGCCAAGUCACCAUCACCGGCUCAGCAGCCAGCAUCAGUCUAGCAGAGUACCUCAUCAAUGCCAGCAUACCGUCUUCUAAACCUACCUCCUUCUACCUGAACCCUGAACAGGCCCUCAGCUCCAACUUGUACCCUCCCCUCUCUACUUGCACCUUACCUGCUGCUGCUGCUGCUGCUACUACUACUACUGCUACUUCCUCUUCCUCCUCUGUAUUCCCCUCUUCCUCCUGUGUGGUGAUGCCUUCCGUCUCCAUUUCCCUGUCCUCCCUUUUGGUAUCAAGCCCUGGUCCUUCCUCCACCUCCUCUUCCUCUGCGUCUCUCUCUUCCUCCUCAGCCUGUGUCUCUAGUGUGCUCAGCAUCAAGCCCCUGCCCCUCUUGUCACUUCAUGUUGUUAAUGGCCUGUCUCCUGAGCCUAAACUUAGUCCUGAGCUGGCCUCCAAGCCCAAGAAGCGCAGACUCUCACCAUAUUAAGAAACUUAAUUUAAAAUGUACUGAUUUAGCUCUGUGUUUGAGUUUCAUGUCUGGCUAUGUUGUAGAUGAUGUGAUAAAAUACUAGGACUGCAGCAAACAUUUGAUAAUUGAAGAUUUGAAUAACAGUGUUGGAGUUUUAGAGUUCAAAUCUGAUGUAAUAGUCUCUGUCUUAAAGCAGGCAAAGUCUAAGUAAGUUUCUGGCUGCUAAUAGCUAAUUGUAAAUUUAUUUCUGAGACCAAAUGAGAGUGCACUAGUUGCUUGGAGCAGUAGGAGAUAUACCCGAAGACAAUACCAACAUGUAAUACAGUCCUAGGUCUCUUAAAACACUUACUUCAUAAACACUUAUCCCAUAAACAUUGCAACCUAGAGUCUCCUGGGGUAUAUUCAGAUUAGUAAGCAUUAACUGUAGAACAGCACUAUGGGCUCAAAAAGCCAUCCCAGCUGCUACAAUAUAACAUCACUUCCCGCUCACUGAAAGAGCAGACCAAACACAUUGUUUCUUCUUUUUAAAAAGACAGUUAAAAAGAUGUUUCCAUUGCUUAUAUGUUUCACGUUUCAGCCUUUUUCUUUGUAUUUUACAAAGACAGAGUUGUCACAUAAUUUGCAUUGUACUACAUUAUUUGCUCAAAGGGUGUAAAAGAAUAAACCAUGAAAAACAACGUAUAUUGCUGCUGUAUUCAUUAGGUAGUCAUGAUGCUUCCUUGUGAGUCACAAAACAAUUCAUUUUAGUUACUGUAAUAAACCCAUUGUGAUUUAGAACUUUUAUCAAAGCACAGCAUAAUCUCAUAUUAUUUUGGAAUGUCCCUAGGAUCACAUCUUACAGCAGACCAUGUAAUUCUUCAGUAGGUUCUCCCAAAAACAUGUAGUGACUUACAUAUCCAUAAUCACUAGCAGUGUUUUGUAUUUACACAUUGUCUUUACCAAAUUCCAGAAAAUUAUGCGUAGCUUGGAUAAAAAUGAGCAAAAAGGCCAUGACAAAAUUUCUUGGUUAUCAUUGAAGGUAAACAAGAAUCUUUCUGAGAGAUACAGUUUUAAAAAUAAACAUUUUUCCCAAAUUCAGAUUAUCAAUACUGGCUCCCCUGCAUUACUUUGUGCACCCUUUCUAUUGUAACACUGGUUGAAAUAUGAG